Microthlaspi erraticum is the source of this 1062-nucleotide messenger RNA. NCBI's taxonomy places the organism in Eukaryota, Viridiplantae, Streptophyta, Magnoliopsida, Brassicales, Brassicaceae. The record is from the annotation of a GenBank genome assembly.
AUGGUUGCAAGCUGGCCUGAGCCGAUUGUUUCCGUUCAAGCCUUGUCCCAAACCGGCAUAUCCACCGUCCCAAACCGGUAUGUGAAACCGGCUCAUCAGAGACCAGUGUACAACUCCAACCAAUCCGAUGCUGACAUGGAUAUUCCAGUGGUAGACAUGAGCAAGGUGUGGGGGAAACCGGAGGGGCUAAUGAGCGUAAGGGGCGCGUGUGAGGAGUGGGGUUUCUUCCAAGUGGUGAACCACGGUGUGAGCCACGACCUGAUGGAGAGAAUGAGAGGAGCGUGGAGAGAGUUCUUUGAGCUUCCCUUAGAAGAGAAACGAAAGUACGCGAACUCACCGGAGACGUACGAAGGAUAUGGAAGCCGACUUGGGGUUGUGAAAGAUGCUAAGUUAGAUUGGAGUGAUUACUUCUUCCUCAAUUAUUUGCCUUCUUCCAUAAGAAGCCCUUCUAAGUGGCCAUCUCAGCCUCCUAAGAUCAGAGAAUUGAUUGAAGAGUACGGAGAAGAAGUGACGAAACUAUGUGAGAGGCUGGUGGAGACAUUGUCGGAGAGUUUAGGUUUAAAACCAAACCGUCUCAUGAAGGCCUUAGGUGGAGAAGACAGUGUCGGGGCUACUCUCAGGGCAAAUUUCUACCCAAAAUGCCCUCAACCACAGCUCACUUUAGGUCUUUCUUCCCAUUCUGACCCUGGUGGCAUCACCAUUGUCCUCCCGGACGAGAAGGUCGCAGGCCUCCAGGUCCGUCGUGGUGACUACUGGGUCACCGUCAAAUCCGUCCCCAAUGCUUUGAUCGUUAACAUCGGAGAUCAGGUUCAGAUACUUAGUAAUGGAAUUUACAAAAGCGUGGAGCAUCAGGUGAUUGUUAAUUCCGGUAUGGAUCGAAUCUCUUUGGCACUCUUCUACAACCCGAGAAGUGAUAUCCCGAUCGGACCAGUCAAAGAACUAAUAACCGAAAACCAACCUGCUCUUUAUAAACCGAUCAGGUUUGACGAGUACCGUCUUCUGAUUAGGCAAAAGGGUCCUUGUGGCAAAAAUCAGGUCGAUUCACUGUUAUCAAGCAGAUGA